UUAGCUCAGUCUAUGGGCGAUGACGACCAGCAAUUGCCCACCUAUCCAAUUCAGUUAAGAAAGAAAUCAUUCAGGUCUCGUACAAGAAAAAAGUCUGAACUCUACAAUGAAUCAGAAGACAAUUCUUCGACAUCCCAUUCGGUAGCUGGCCAAAAACCCUCUGAGAUGAAGCCAGACACACCAACUUCUAAAAUCAAGAGCACCGAGAAAAAAAUGCGCGCGUUGAGCUUUGAAGAUGACAUUGAAGAAGAUGCAGACACGUUUCAACUACAGAAGCGGGGUUCGAGACUUCAUGGUCGCAAGGGAACGAAAACGACGAAUUUACCCAGCACGUUGGCACUAUCGGAAAACAAGUCUGAAUGCUUUUUUAUGGAGACCACGUCUGUUGAUCUAUACAGCCAUGAGAAUCUGGAAGAACUCAAGAAGGUCAACAGAAGCGUAAUUGUUUUUAAGCCCUUGGUUAUUUCUGAAAAAAAGGUUUUAGAUGAAGAAGAUGCUAUGAUUCGAGAGCUUGAUACCUUGGUACAGCACCAAAGCAUAUCUCAGGUCGACAAAAGAGGGAAUAGUGCUUCGUUUUUCGAUGACCAGCUACAAGAUGGAUUUCAGUCAUUCGAGGAGGUCAGUGACCUAACAACUUUGAACCAAGCCAAAGAUGCUCGUGAGACAUUGCAACGUGAUGGCCCUAUUUCUGCUUUAGAAGAUAUCAAAAUGAACCAUGAGGAAAUGGCACUAAUUCAAGUCGCUAAAGCUAAGCGCGCUCGGAUGCGCUCUAUUGGCCAGACUGGUCGUACAGCUGCUUAUGCAGCGGACGACGAGUCGACAAUUGCCAUUUAUCCGUCUAACUCCCCAAAGGGUCCGCUCAAAAACGACGAGGAGGAAAGCGAAGACAGCGAUGGAGAAAGAGAAGAACGCCACGCUCUUGGCGAAAACUACAAUCCAUAUGGUUUAUCGUUUGGCAUUAAAAGCACUGAGCAAAAGUCCAGUCAGAACCUUUUGAGCCAGGUGCGCAUGCAAUUCGGAGAAUCUGCUAAUUUGAACGAUGAAAUUGAACAAGACGAACAUCUCGAGUGGGAACUAGAAAGACUCCGAAGAAGCGGUGUCGCCAGCAGAUCAAGAAAAUCGACUCACCAAGCCUCUCAUGCAGAUCAUUGGUACGGUGAUGAUUCUUCGCGCCGCCAAGACUCUGACCUCGAAGCCGACAAUCAGGAAUUUUUGGCUUCAACCUAUUCUAACUUCACUUUACCAGAACGCACAGAAGAACCUAAGAGCUUUACUGAAAUGCUUUCUCAACUGCAACUAGAUUUGAGAAGAGGCGAAGAUGCCAUUUCUGCCGACUCCAGGCGUCUUGAUCAAAUACAUGCAUCCCUUGCCACUGCACAUGCUUCUAUCUCUGGAUUUCAAGCAGAGUACGACUUGGUUUCCUCUGAGCAGGUAUACUUUCAAAAACUUCGGAAAUACAUUUUCGAUCUGACCGAUUGUUUGGGUUCAAAGAUGGAAAUUAUUGAAAAGCUGGAACGAGAAGAACUUCAAGCGACUAUCAAAAAAUCGCAACCCACUAUAAAAUACAUUCAAAAAAUGCAACGCCUAGACUAUCAAUACGUAACAAGUACUGAAGAAAAGGACAUUUCACCAAAUUGGAAUUUAAGUAUGAAAGAUCAAAAUCCAUGGGAGCCGGACAAAGAAUGCCUUGACCCAGCUGAGUAUCAAGAAUACCAGCACCUACAAAACCAAGUCCUAUUAAGUGCUAGUCAUGUCUUCGACGAUACACUUGAAGAAUUUGCAAGUUUGGACAGUGUGUUAAGUCGCCUUCAAGAAUGGAAAAAACAUUACUAUUCUUCCUACAAAAAUGCAUAUGUCUCGCUUUCCCUCCGCAAGCUUUUGUCCCCGUAUAUCAGGCUAGAGCUACUGUCUUGGAAACCUUUUUCAGAGGCUGGUAUUCAAGAAAUGAACUGGCUAAAAUGCUGUUUAAAAUAUUGCGAAACAACUCAUCCUUCUUCAAAAUCCCUAGAUACAGACCCCGACAGCUCCCUAAUCCCAGAACUCCUCGAGACCUGUGUUAUUCCAAAGUUACAGCAUGCUGUAUCCUAUGAAUGGAUUGUUAACUCUAUGGAGCACAGUUAUCGUCUGAUCAAAUCGCUUGUUUAUCUCCAAACUUUUUCCCCGGCUCUUCAGCUAGAUACCCUUUUCAAGCAAAUUGUUACCACUCUCCGCUUCUCUGUAAAUAGCCUCCUUGUACCGAGCUCAUAUCAUUUACAAACCCCGGCUCUUACAAAAUUUGGGAAAGCAUCUAUCUACAGAGGACUGCUAUUAGCCAAAGUCUUGCUAUCUUGGACCAACCUUCUUGGAAGAGACGUCAUUGAGGACAUCGUCGGCCAAUCUCUGAUAAAAGAAAAACUGCUUUCUUAUGUUGAGAACGCCAAAUUUGAAUAUACACCUUUAGAAUUAGAGAUACUUGACAUACUGUUUCCAGAAGAAUGGUUCAAGAAAAACAGUCCAACACCUAUCUUCGUACAGCUUUUUGACAUACUGAAAUCCAAAAAAAAGUUAUAGAGAACGAAAAAAUCAGAGGUCAAAAAAAGCACUCAUCUACUAGGAUAACAAUCAGGAUAUUGUGCACCUUGCAUAGGUACAAUCAUGUACUAAGCCCGAUGCGUUGCCAUUUUAGUUAAUUUCACUUUUUGACUCAUUUCUAAUUACAUUGAAUACAUAAAAAAACAAUC
Molecule: messenger RNA, 2720 nt
Organism: Schistocerca gregaria
Lineage: Eukaryota; Metazoa; Arthropoda; Insecta; Orthoptera; Acrididae
Product: intron Large complex component GCFC2-like
Exons: 2
Coding region: 13-2550 (845 amino acids)
Biological process (GO): mRNA splicing, via spliceosome
Cellular component (GO): nucleus
Molecular function (GO): DNA binding
Source: RefSeq, a predicted model, not a curated record